AUGUCAAAUCUAUUUUCCACACGGGGUAUUGCGACAUCAAAUAUUUUUCACAUAUAUUCUACAGUGUAAACCACUUUUUAUCUUUAUAUUGACGUAAACUUGGGGUUACUUUGUUUAACUAAUACUGGGCAGUUCUAGAUCUGACUAAUAUCCAAUACCUUAACUCUCUAUAGCUGGUCCAUGGUGGAGGCGUGAGACUUAUAGAUUAUAGCAGAUUGGUUUCAAACAUUGUUUCACUUUACACAAGAUUCAAUUUACAUUUAAUAUUCUUGUGAACUUAACGUUAUAUAGAAUUGGAAUUAGAAAAGAAUUUUAGAACUUGGGAUUUAACAGGAGAUGAAAGUUACAAAUACCUGGUGGCUAAUUGCAAUAAUUGUAACAUAUUUUUCGUCAACAUCGUCAGGUGAAAGACUUGAUCAAGAUAUUGCCUUACUUCCGGGUUUCACCAACAAAUGUCGUGGGCGAUGGGCUAUACAUGCAUGCUAUGGUGGAAAUGGAAAACGUUCUGGACCACCAACAGAUUUGUCGAAAAACAAUCAAAAUGAUCAGUUAUUACUUAAAAAGAUAUUACUGCAAAAUUCAGAUUUUAAUAACUAUGGAAUAGGAAAUUUUGAUUUAUCACCUAGUGAACCUCUAGAAGAACAAUCGUCCGGAAACAAUGGAUUAGAAGAUUUGAAAACUUUAAGUGAUUUGAUACAAGAAUUGAUUUACCGUCAAAGAUUACGGGAUCUAGCAAUGGCAAAUGACGUCGACAUGGUGUGAAUCCUUGCACCUGAUACAUGUCAGUGCGCAUGUGUAAAUGCACAAUACACAGAAAUAUCUGAAUAUCCUAAUGUUUAAAGUUGUUGUUAAGCAACUUGAUUGCUUAACAAAACAUUUUGACUUUUAUGUUCCAUUGAAGUUUUCAUUUUUCGUAUUUUCAAAAAUGUUUCUACAGUUUAAAUAUCUUGAAAUAUAAAUUAUUUAUUCUAGAGAAAUUGUUUACGUCUAUUGUUUGCUAUUUUGUCCUAAUUUAAAAUGUUAUUUCUUAUAUCUGAUAUCAGUAUAUGUAUUUCGUUCUGAUUUAUGUAAAGGAAAUGUCCGGAAGUGAGAGUGAUGUGACUGAGAGACAAAGAUCUCUUUCUAUUUAUUUAGCUACUAUGAUUUUUAAGGUCCAUGGUUCGAACAGUCAGUCAAAUUUACCGUUUGUUUGUCAUAAACAUACCGAAGAGAUAUAUGAUUUUUUAUUAGAAUUUUUUUUUUAUUUUCCUUAAAAUACAAAUUACAUAUUUUCUUAAUGAAACGAAAUGGUUUUUUUUUUAUUUCUUUAACUUACACACAUACACACAUAUAAUUUUUAUUUUUAGAAAGUCGCUGUUUUCUCUCUUUUGUAUGAUAAAUGUUGCUGUUAUUGGCUGAAGACAGAUCAAAUAAAGAUUUUCAUUCAAUUGUGUAUGAUAGUUUACAUAAAAGUUAAUCAAUGAAAAUAUUAAACCAAUGAAAUAAUUUGUCAGAUGUCAUAAAACUGGGUAGGAAUGAAGAAAAUAGAAACAUUUAAGAGAUGAUAGUGCGUCUUUCAAAAGUUUAAUCUAGAUAGACACCUCAAAAUUACAAAUCAUUUUCCGAAAACAAAACUAUAGUUGAUCAUUUCAUAAAAAGUAGUAUGUGUUGACUUCAGUGAACGAUGAUGAGAACCAGAUUUCUCUGUCCUCUUCAGUAAAGCACCAUGAUGAUUGCUUACGGCUUAUGUAAUUUUCAUUAUUACUACAUAAAGGUCUUUUCACUUUUAACAGAAGUCUAACAAAACUAGUUUAUUAAGCAGAAAACAAUUGUAUUUGUAGGUAAUUAGUAGUAUACUUACACUGCUCCAAGUUAUUUUUUUUUGUAGCAGCAAUCCAAUACUACUAGCCUAACAGGGGGAGACCUCGAAUCAGAUGAUAGUUUUAGAGCCUUCGCAAAUGUCUUUCUGGAAAGGGCUAUGCAUAAAAUAAAUAAUUUUGAAGAUACCUUUCUACACAAAUACUAUUUCUACACAAAUGCUAUAAUAAUAGUACUUACUUUAAAGUUGACGAUCAAUAUUGAGUAUUAUAAUUAUUAGAGAAUUGAUCGUUUCAAAUAUCUGUGCCGCGCAAAUUUCAUCAAUAAGCACUUAUCCAAAGUGAUAAAUGUUAAACUUUUAAAUAUAAAGAUGUAUGAUUAGUGUUUUACGACAUAUACUAAAUGAAGUUCAACAAUUUAUUCUUACCCAAAUAAAAUUAAAAAGAUAGAAAUUAAGUUAUAUUCGUCCAUGCCAAUUUCUUGCUUUGUAUCAAUGCGAUUUAAAUGUAAAUAAAAUAUCUAUUUUUCCUUUUUCUGUCUAAUUUUAUUCUAUCUGUUGUUAAAAAGAAUAAACCUGAUAGUAUU
This is a messenger RNA of Mytilus californianus (California mussel), 2382 nucleotides long. RefSeq lists its product as uncharacterized. The record is from RefSeq and is a predicted model, not a curated record. Lineage: Eukaryota; Metazoa; Mollusca; Bivalvia; Mytilida; Mytilidae. The coding region runs from base 337 to 762 and encodes 141 amino acids. The transcript has 5 exons.